Messenger RNA from Trichosurus vulpecula (common brushtail), 1054 nucleotides. Its product is annotated as complement factor H-related protein 2-like. The record is from RefSeq and is a predicted model, not a curated record. The transcript has 5 exons. NCBI's taxonomy places the organism in Eukaryota, Metazoa, Chordata, Mammalia, Diprotodontia, Phalangeridae. Bases 114 to 773 code for a protein of 219 amino acids.
UCUCUGAUGAUAUAAGACAGAAACACAGCACAAGAGUGGAAGAAAGCUAAUGAAAAUACGAUCCAAAGCAGAAUACUCACAAAUAUAUUCAUCAUUUCCUCUUGGGAAGCACCAUGAUAUUACAGCAUCUCAUGGUCAUUUUUAUCCUAUGGUCUUCCUACACUGUAGGACAAGAGAGGCCAUGUGAUUAUCCAGAAAUUGAAAAUGGAUUCAUUUAUAAGCCAUAUUGGCAGGCUGAGAAAUACUAUCGAAGUUUGUUUCCACAAUCUAUUGGAGAAAUAAUGUACUAUCGUUGUAAUGAAAAUUAUGUGCCUGCUCAAGGAUCCUCCUCAGACUAUUGGACAACAUUUUCAUGUACUGAAGAAGGAUGGUCUCCAGUACCAGAAUGUAUUGAGGAAGUAGGAAAAUGUGGACCACCACCACCUAUUAAUAAUGGAGAUAUCACCUCCUUCGCGUUACAUGAAUAUGCUCCAGGAUCACGAGUGGAGUACAGAUGUCAAAAAUAUUAUGUACUACAGGGUUCCCCAAUUGUGACAUGCAGAAAUGGAUUAUGGACAAAGGAACCAACAUGCCUAGAGACAUGUACAAUAUCAAAAGAAAUGAUGAUGAAAAAUAACAUAGAACUGAAAUGGGUAGAUGCUGAAAAAAUUUAUUCAAAAACAGGAGAAAUGACAGAAUUUGUAUGUAUUCGAGGAUUUCGUAAAGCGCCAAGAUCACCUCCAUUUAGAGCAAGGUGCACAAAAGGAAAUAUCAAUUAUCCCAGAUGUAUAUAAGAGAACUUUGGAAUUUAGCUGCAGAGACAAUGAAGGAGAAAAGCAUCAGAUAUAUCUUGUCACUGAUUGGAAAUGGCAACUGUAACAAAUGUUCAGCCUCAAUCUGCACGAUUUGAUCACUUUCUACUUUGAGAUAAAUGUUUUGAUUUGGUUGUAUUUUCACAGCUUGGUCCAUCAUUCAUUUUGACUUAAAAAUGUUCAACUUUAACCUGCAAAAGCUAAAGCAUGAAAUAGUUAAUAAAAAGUCAUUUUGUACCAAUAAAACCUUUACUAUAAGGAAA